Molecule: messenger RNA, 882 nt
Organism: Phodopus roborovskii (desert hamster)
Lineage: Eukaryota; Metazoa; Chordata; Mammalia; Rodentia; Cricetidae
Gene: Klk14
Product: kallikrein related peptidase 14
Exons: 5
Coding region: 130-882 (250 amino acids)
Biological process (GO): seminal clot liquefaction; proteolysis; epidermis morphogenesis
Molecular function (GO): serine-type endopeptidase activity
Source: RefSeq, a predicted model, not a curated record
GUUCUGCCCCCAUGUCACCAAGGGUCUGGGCCUCAGUGUGAGUGGCGCUCACUGCCCCUGAGUCUGUUUCCGGUUCUUUCUCCUCCACUUCCUCUUUGAAUUUGUUAGAACUGGACGUCCAGCUCCAGGAUGCUCCUUCUACUGACUGUACUCCAAGCCUUGGCUCUAGCCAUGGUCCAGAGUCAAGGAGAUCAUAAAAUUAUUGGUGGCUACACAUGUAUCCAGAACUCCCAGCCUUGGCAAGUGGCCCUGCUAGCAGGUCCUGGGCGUCGCCUUGUGUGUGGAGGGGUCCUGAUAUCAGACCGGUGGGUCAUCACGGCUGCUCAUUGUGCCCGCCCGGUUCUUCACGCAGCCCUGGGCAAGCACAACCUAAGACGGUGGGAAGCGACUCAGCAGGUGGUGCGUGUGGUUCGCCAGGUACCGCAUCCCCAGUACCAACCCCGGGCCCAUAACAAUGACUUGAUGCUGCUUCAGCUGCAGAAGAGAGUGCGGCUUGGGCGAGCAGUGAGGACCAUUGAUGUGGCCAGGGUCUGUGCCAGCCCAGGGACCCCCUGCCGGGUGUCAGGCUGGGGGACCACAGCCAGCCCCGUUGCCAGGUACCCCAAUGCUCUGCAGUGUGUGAAUGUCAACAUCAUGUCAGAGGAGGUGUGCCGUCGAGCAUACUCUGGAGCCAUCACAUCUGGCAUGGUCUGUGCCGGGGUUCCUGGCGGUGGAAAGGAUUCCUGUCAGGGUGAUUCUGGAGGACCCCUGGUAUGUGGAGGACAGCUCCAGGGUCUUGUGUCCUGGGGAAUGGAGCGGUGUGCCAUGCCUGGCUACCCAGGGGUCUACACAAACCUGUGCAAUUACCAAAACUGGAUCCAGAGGACGAUGCGGGGCAACUGA